Messenger RNA from Heterostelium album PN500, 1650 nucleotides. RefSeq lists its product as uncharacterized. Gene Ontology annotation, molecular function: ubiquitin binding. The transcript is spliced from 5 exons. Gene Ontology annotation, biological process: double-strand break repair via homologous recombination; protein deubiquitination. The record is from RefSeq and is a predicted model, not a curated record. NCBI's taxonomy places the organism in Eukaryota, Evosea, Eumycetozoa, Acytosteliales, Acytosteliaceae. The coding region runs from base 1 to 1650 and encodes 549 amino acids.
AUGACAGGCUAUAAAAUAUUGUUUUUAUUAUUUGUAUUUACAAUUCAUCUUUCAUCUUCAAAAAAGAUAGCGAUUUCUUCUUCAUCUAGCAACGAUUUAAUUACAUGCACUAUUAAUACACAAUUAUCUCAGUGUGUUGUUGAAAAUGCAACUUCUUUAUCAUGUCCGAAAAUUGUUUAUUGUAUUGAAAAUUUUAAUAGUUAUUCCAAAGAAUUUUCAAAAUUUGAAAUAUUAAUUCCAAGUGGCGAUUACACCGAUACUGCCUGUCCAAGUGUAUUACCUUCGAAUGCACUUCAAAUAAGUGGAACUCUCUCAUUCACUUCAAUCAAUAGUGUCACUUUUAAUUGUUCUAAUCAAUUUAUUAGUUUACAAAUCGAAACUCCAAUUGAUUUGAUAUUCAAUGGUAUCACAUUUAUUUCAUGUCAAACUCUUGGAAAUGGAGGUUGUAUUGAGAUAGUAACAGAGAGAUAUGACACCAGUGUAAUUCUGAACGAUGUUCACUCCAAAGUGUGUAGCGCCAAUGAAACCGGAGGAUUUCUCUAUUCAGAAGCAAACUACAAUGAGAUAAGAAACUCUGUAUUGAAUGGCGGAUUUUCUACGGGAAGUGGUGGCUCCAUCUAUGCACUCAAUGGAGUUGUCAAUAUUAGUAACUCUGACUUUAACUUCAACGAGGCCGGAGUCAAUGGAGGUGUAGUAGAUGCCAAUAAGAUCUAUGUUUACAACUCAUUGUUCUCCAAUAACUAUGCCUACCAAGAUGGUGGAGCACUCCGUUCUAACCAGUUCCUAUAUGUCCAACAUUCGAUAUUUGCAAAUAAUGAUGCAGCUGACAACGGUGGUGCUAUAGCAGUUAUUGAGAAAAGCUACAUCAGUAACACUAUAUUUAGCGGCAACAACGCGCAGAUAGGUGGAGCAAUCUUUAGUUUAAAUCAAAUAAUCACUGAGAAUUCACAGUUCCUAAACAACUCUGCAUUGAAUGGCGGUGCAAUCUACAAGUACUCUUUGGACCGACCUAAUAGCAGUGGUUUAAUUGUCGUUGACUCUAGUUUCACUGGCAAUCUGGCAGAGUUUGGAGGUGGUCUUGGAUUUGGUGGUGCAAUCAAUGCUGGACUCGGUAGCAUAUAUAUAAGGAGCACUGAAUUCAAUAGUAACUCUGGUUACAAUGGAGGUGCCAUCUAUGUCGCCAAUGGAAACAUUCCACAAGAGAUAAUCAUAACAAACUCUAAUUUCUACAACAACUUUGCCCAUGGUGAUGGUGGUGCAAUCAGUGUUGUCCAAAAGUAUAAUCAAUCGGUAUUUAUCAACUUGAAUCAAUCAUCAUUUUGGUAUAACAGUGCCAAGAAUAUUGCCGGAGGAUUAUUCUUUCAAACACCUCCAGAUUCAUUAAAAGGUGGACUUUUCAUUGAUUCAAAGAGUAGUAUGGAACAAUCAUAUACAUUCAAUUACGAAGCAAUCUACAGUUAUAAUAUUGUGAAUGUCACCAACCCAAUUCCAUCCUACUACUACACAAUUUUCCAAGAGAAUACAACCGAUGUUGCAAAAGUACUCGGUGUCACUGGUGAAUGUUACAAUGGUAUUGCUACAAUAAAUGAAAGAGGCCAGGUUCUAUCAUGCAAAUGCAAUAUGGGUGGAUCUGGACCGACUUGCAACUAA